Messenger RNA from Mytilus californianus (California mussel), 3824 nucleotides. Its product is annotated as hillarin-like. NCBI's taxonomy places the organism in Eukaryota, Metazoa, Mollusca, Bivalvia, Mytilida, Mytilidae. Bases 282 to 2969 code for a protein of 895 amino acids. The record is from RefSeq and is a predicted model, not a curated record. The transcript has 10 exons.
AUCUUAUGUUUAAACAUUAUCCCAUAGUAACUUAAACCGGGUUUGCAUAUUAGGCUUUUUAUCUUAAGCACAUGUGUCAAUCUUUGGAAAAAAAUGUCAUAAUCUGUAAGAACUUAUUGGAUGAGAAUUAGAUAUGUUGGAAUACAAAAUAUAAAGACUGCAUGAUACAGACAUGAGCAUGUAGGUUCCAAUAAAUACAAGGACUUUAUACUAACUUUGAACCUGUGAUAUAUUGUUUCCUAGGUAACAGGGAUUUAUACUCCACAUACAAUUAAUGAAGUAUGGAGGAAAGACAGUCGUCAUACUUCUCCACAGGACCCACACCUCGACCAGAACAGCAUUCAUCAAUGCGACAGCCAUCAGCUACAGAUGUGCCAUCAAGAAUGGAUCAAAGGUCGAGACUAGAAAACCAGGAAAUCGGCCGUAUGUCUAGAACCGGACAACCAUCUGCAGUUCAAAGACUGCGUAUAGAGGAAAAAUUAACUGAAACUGUCAUUGACAAUGAUGUAAUAGAAACUAAUAAAUUACAGAAAACAACACCUCUGAAGAAAACCUCUACAAAACCAGAUGAGAAAAAGACACAAGUCGACUUCAAAUUGACAAAAGACGUUAAGAAAGAGGUUUUUGUUCAAGAUAUUAAAAAGAAACAACUAACGUAUCCGAUACCAAAACCUCCACCAACAAGAAAAGCUGAAAUAUUUAAAAUGGACACUGCUUUAGAAAUCGACAAAAGAGUCCAAAGCGUUGACAUUGAAUCAGCACCUGCCUUGAAGACUUUAACUGUAUCAUUGACCGCAAGAUAUUACAGGGAUGUUGAGAAGGUGCGAGCAAUAUUUGCCUGGAUAUGUCUUCAGAAGUUAGAUCAACUUGAUUAUUCACGCUCAAUAAACGACAAAUCUCCACUUCAUCAUCUAAAAGAAGUUAAAGAUAAAAGAUCAUCCUAUCCUGAAUUGUUUGCAAUGAUGUGCAAGCAUGUUGAUAUCCCCUGUCAUGUUGUACCAGGUGUUGCCAAACUAGAAGGACAUGAAACAGACGAAACCGAAAUCGACAAAAACAGAGUGACAUGGAAUGCAGUUUAUUGUGCAGACGGGUGGAGAAUUGUUUUCUUCAAAGGGGCAUUCGAUACUGUAUCAACGAAGAAAAAAACAACAGAGCAGCAGCCAGUUCAUAUAGAAAACACGCCACUCUCGAGUAAAACAGGAUCAUUUAAAGAACCAGAUGAAAACGGUGAUUCGUCGAUUCCAAAACUCCCUGCAAUUUCAAACUCUUCAGUAACAUCAAAAUCCUCAAAUACAAUACAUACAGGCAACCAUAACCAUUCUGUUUUGAAAAAGUUUGAAAAAGAUUCCAUUUUGAAUGUGAAUGAAUAUUAUUUCUUGACUAACCCGGAGGAGUUUAUAUUUCGAUGUUUUCCUGAUGAAGACAUGUGGCAACUACUUGGAAAACCACAUUCAAUAGAGAAGUUUUUGAAGCUUCCAGUUGUAUCACAAGCUUUCUUCGAACAUCAUUUGAAAAUUUCAAGUCGCUUAAAUGGCAUUAGAAAAGCUAAACACGGAUCUUGCAUAAUAUCAAUCAAGCGGAUGGACUCCAGACACAUUUUUCUCGGUCAUAAAUUUGAAUUGAUUGCAUCAGAAACACCCGAUGCUGCUGUGGAAUUAGAUUUCAAGUUUUUGGUAGCAGUUGUUCAAGACGAAAGGAAGACACAUUUUCAUAUGCGUUUCCCAGUUGAAGGAAUGUAUGAUUUCAAAGUGUUUGGAGGAGCCAGUGAAAGUGAUUCAGAAUUCUUGUGUUCAUUCAAGGUGAAUUGUGAGGAACCAAAACUGAGAUUCGAGGCACUGCCAUUUGUUCCGGAAAUAGGAUUUGGCCCUUGUCGUGUGACAGAGCGUUUCGGUAUGAAAUUGGUUUCAAAUGUUACAGGGUUAAUAACAAUACGUGGAUCAGACACCGUUGAUAUCGAUUUCAAGGUGUUUAAAGAUAUCAAGGUCAUUGCGGAGAUGAUUCAUCAGACAAUUCCUUCUUCGGACCUUGAAGAAUAUAUUUUACUUAAACAACACAAUGACGAUUUAUUCAUUACUGUUGGUGUUCCAAGAAACGGAGAGUAUGUCCUAAAACUACUUGCAAAACAUAGACGUUCGAGUAAAGGCUUUAUAAAUGUGUGCAAUUUCCUUUUGAUGUCGGAAGAUCCUAAGAAACCACGAAAACCAUUUGAAAGUGCAGGAGACUUGAUGAUUCGACAACAGUUGAUGAAUACACUUAAGACAUCCAAGAAUCCUGAGGAUGUGCAAAUGGCAAUCGAUAAGUUAAAUAAGGAGGACUUACCAGACGAUGGAUGGCUUACUAAAGCAUAUGAAAGGCUGGAAUAUCUAAAAUUAGCUAAGGCUUUGAGAAAUGGCAUCAAUCGUAAAAAUGCUGAUGUUCUGGAAAAGGCAAUUCAAGAUGCAAAACAGUCAAGUCUGGCAGAAAAGCUGAAUAAUUAUAUAAGAGAGGGUGAGCAGAUGUUACAAGAGGCUGACAACAACUCCGUGUUUAUACUGGAAAUGAAACGAACAACAAUAUCUGAGGUCCAUCGCUAUAAGAAACCAAAACCUGUGAUGUACGAUGUAAUGAAAGCAACGUACAUCUUACUAGGAGAAAAGUCAGAAUCACUGGCGACAUGGGAUGAGAUUGUUUACCUAAUGAGAAUGACAAGUAGAAAUAGUCUUUUAUAUAAAGUCAAACAAUUUGACAAAAAUUAUAUUGACCCUAUCACUGCUCAAGAAGUGGACAGACUUCUUAAAACGCACACUCUAGAGGAGGCAAAGGCAGCUAGCGCCGGUGUGGGAACAUUCUACAUGUGGGCUAAUGAAAUGAUAAAGCCUUUGACGAAAGUAAAAAAAUCCACUCAACCAAAAAAAGAGAAAACAACAAAUGGACAUAUAGAGGAGGGCAAUAUACAGACUAAGGAGGAAAUCUCGAAAUUGGGAGAUUAAGAGAUUGUAUUAUAUCAUAAAUUAUCAACUGGGGUGUCGGAACAAUAUUGUCAAUGAAUGCAGUUUAUUGAUAUUAUAUAGUCUUGGUUAUUGUAAAACAGGCCUAUAAAGAAAAUUGGUCAAAGUUUUUGAACAAAGUUUUGAUAGUGACAACCAUGAAAGAAAACUUUGGUCUAAAACUUUGACGGACUUUAAUGAAAUAGAAUUUCUUCCUAUUUUCUUGAAACUUGGACGACAGAAAUUAGCCACUCAAAAUGCAUCUUAGCAAUGAGGCAAUUUUUGUUGGCAAACCAAAAGCAUAUGGCAAAAUUGACGAAAAAAGUAGGAGAGUAAAAGAAACAUUCUAGAAAAGAAACGAUAGAUGAAUUUAUUUCGAUCAGUGGUUCAAAUUUACUGAGCAGCAGAUUGAAUGAUGAUUUGUCCAUUUCAAAAUAAUUCCUGAAUUCGUGUCGGUCCUCACUUUGAAGAAGAGUAUUGAAGGUAGUUUUUCUGUCUCAGUCUAUUCUGCAACUAGUUUCUUUUUCCCUUCUAUUCACUCUUUUGCGAUAUCUAAUUCGCCUUCUCCAAAUGGUAGUACACAGAAUAUACAGUGAAAGCGCAAUGCAGUCAUUCUGUGAGAAGUAUAUAAUGGCCAUUGUUUCUCUUUGUAAACAUUGAACUCUCAUCUUUUCUUUGACCAAGUUUUUGAUGAAAAACUUUGAUAGUGACACCAAUCAUAGAUAGAUAGAUAUAAAGGAAGACAAAAUAUAAUUAAGAGGAAGGCUGAAAAUAAAAUGUCUGUUUUUGAUAUGCAUUAUUUUAUAUAAUCUAUAAAUACGUAUAUUGCUGGUAAUAUGAAUAAAAUGUACAAUAAAA